CUGUCGACCCUCGAUGAUUCUGACCUAAAUAGUCGCACUGUGGCACUCUCUUCAUCCAGGUGUCGAAAAAUGGCAGCAUUUUCAUUUGGACUUCAUAUAUGUAUUCUGGUGCAUAAUUCAAGACAUUACAAGAUCUGAAGGGCCUCGACCAUUUCUCAUUUUCUAAAUCAGUUGACAAGAAGGAUGAAAGAUGACAUUCACAAAUUAUCUCCCAUUUUUUUGGAAUUGAUGAAGAUAAUGCAUCCAUGAAAAAUCUCCAAUGGCUAGCAGGUCUUCUUAAACAUGUUAACAAUAUUGGCAACGUGAAACAACUUAAUACAACUAUUUUAAUAUCUUGGAAGCUGCAGGGAUAGAAUAAAGAAUGAGUUUGUCCAAGGUGACUGACUAGCGGCAGUGACUGGUGAAGCUGACUGUACAUGGCGUACGAUGUGUGACGCCAUGAUGGAAUACACAGGGCUGCUGCCGCGGCAGGGAAGUUCUGAAAAGUCACGCAAGAGGACUAUCAGUAACUUAGAUGUUUUGGAAGACUUUGAUGAUGAUGACAGUCUUCUGGAGACAGGAUCAAUGAAGAUGUCAAAGAUGUCCUUCGAUUCUGUCUCAAACCCUGGUGAUAGACAGAACCAUAGCGAGAUUGAGAAGCGAAGACGGGACAAGAUGAACACUUAUAUUAUCGAGUUGUCUUCACUUUUACCGAUGUGUAGUUCUAUGAGCCGAAAGCUAGACAAACUGACUGUGCUACGGAUGGCUGUACAACAUCUGAAGUCAUUGCGAGGAUCUGCCAGUGUCUGCUCAGAGAAAACAUCACGACCGUCAUUUCUUUCUGAGGAUGAAAUGAAACAUCUAAUUCUAAAGGCUGCUGAAGGCUUCCUACUUGUGGUGAGCUGUGACCGUGCCCGAAUCCUGUACGUGUCGGAAUCUGUGAAAAAUGUCCUCAGCUACUCAAGGAAUGACUUGAUUGGCCAGAGUAUGUUUGACUACCUACAUCCUCGAGACAUUAGCAAAGUGAAGGAACAGUUGUCAUCAUCCGAUGUUUCCCCUCGAGAAAAACUCAUUGAUGCCAGAACAAUGAUGCCGGUGAAAACAGAGUUCACUCACCGACCGACACCCACACACCUGUGUUCUGGAGCCCGGCGAGCUUUUUUCUGUCAGAUGAAGUGUGGUAACCGUGAUCUGACCUCUAUCAAGCCAGAAAUAGAUGACAUUGAUUUCUGUCAGAGGCGGAAAAAAACAGACCGGAAGUCCUACAUUUUGAUCCACUGCACAGGAUACCUGAAGUCGUGGUCAACAUCCAAAGUUGAUCUCGGUGAGACAGAUGAGGCUGACGAUAACUGUAACCUCAGUUGUCUAGUAGCAGUUUGUCAGGUGAAAUCUUCCCUUGACCAGUUAAAGAUUUCAACCAACGAUAAGAUCAAUGUCCGCCCCAUAGAGUAUAUCUCCAAACACAGCAUUGACGGCAAGUUCUCCUACAUUGAUCAGGGGGCAACCAUUUUACUAGGCUACCUUCCCCAGGAGCUGUUGGGUACGUCAGUGUAUGAAUAUUAUCACCAGGAUGAUGUCUUGGAGAUGGCCGAAAUACACAGAAAAGUGCUCAAGUCACAGGAAAAAGUGGAGACAUGUGUUUAUAGGUUCAAAAUCAAGGACGGAUCAUUUAUACACCUGCGAUCUCGUGUCUUCAGUUUUCACAACCCCUGGACUAAGGAGGUUGAAUACAUUGUGUCUACAAACACUAUUAUACCUUCGCAGGAAGUAAGCAGCUCAGAACAGGAAAUAAGUACGGGAACUUCAGGGAUAGGUUUUGAUUGUGAAGAUAAUAAUUACGAAGACAACGAAUUAGAAAUUCAAAGUCAGCCUGAACGUGGGCAGGUAAAUGUGCCAGGAAUGGCCAGUGGAACACGUUUGGGAGCUGGGCGCAUUGGCAGGCAAAUAGCAGAGGAAAUUCUUGAACUACAACGUGGUCAGGGGAGUAGUCACACAGCCACUGCCUUAGCUGAUAGUACAAACCCUACAAGUACUCCCUCUCCUGAAGCUUGUGUCAGCAGUACGAAAACAAGAACGCAGUUUGGUACCGUCACAUCAGCAUCAAGGUCCUCACCCCUUCACCUUUCUGCAAGUUCAUCCACCCACCUUACAUCCUCUGCACCCAUCAAUGGCAUGUCCUUCAAGGCUGCCGCACCCAGUACCAGUACACCAUCUUGCUGGAUGUCGGAGUCCAGCUUGAUAGAGAAUGUCAUUGCAGAACAACAAGCCGUCGAGGACAUGGAUGGUUCUGAUGGCAAUGACGAGGCAGCUAUGUCCAUUAUUGUCAGUCUUCUGGAGGCAGACGCAGGACUAGGGGGUCCUAUAGACUUCAACGACAUUCCCUGGCCGCUAUGAUUGUACAGGGAGCAAGGUCUUACAGGCUUUUGCUGACAUUCACUCUUUAGUAUAAGAAAUGCAAAGCUGUGUCUCCUUGCUCCCAUUAGCAGUUUUCUUCUGAGUGUCAGAGCAGUUAACUUGUAUCAUAGCCUCCCUCUGAUCAUAGGAAUUUAUUUUAUUCAUUUUCCCUGGACAUUGACAUUUGUCGGCCUUUAGUCCAGGAUCUUGCUGCAGAAUACAACAUCUUUCUGCCUUGAACAUGCAAGGUUUCAAAAUGUGAUAAAAUAAAUAUGGUCUGUGUGUUAGAUAAAGGAAGAGACAGGGUUGUUCAUGCUAGCCUACCUUGUGCCUAAGAAGAUUCUGAUGGCCUAAACUUUUUUUUAGAUAUAAUGAAAAGGUGAAUGUGAUUUAGUUCAGUUAUAAGUGCUUUUGCAAGAAAGUGUGAUAUAAGUUUAAGAAGUGCAUUCAUAUCUAUGAUUCAGUGGAGGUGCAAGAUGAUUAUUUAUAUAAAUGGAAAUAAAGACAUCGAAAGGGUGAUUUUCUAAUUUUCCAUGGAGGAGGAAGGUGCUCAAAGAUUACAUUCUUAGCAUUGUUUGUAAUUUGUUUGACAAGCUUUAAAGCUACUGUGAUGAUAUUUUAGGAGUUGAAAUCAAAUAUUUCAGUGACAAUCUUUUAAACCUGUUUGUCCUUGUUGAUUAUAUGAAAAUCAUGCAGAUAUGAAUUUCUGAUGGUUUCAGUUUUGUCCAUGUGAUAAUUGUUGUUGUUUCUAAGAUGGCCACUGUUGGAGAUGCCAUUUCAUUUGUAAAUGUAUACAUUGUACUGUAUUAAUCCACAAAUAAGCCCUGCCCACAAAUAUUUCAUUAUUUUGCAGAAUCCGGUGGUUCACAAAUAAACCCUCAAAAACUUUAAUACAAAACCUUUAUAUUUGGGAAGGGAGUUUAUUUGUGGUUAUAUACAGUAAAUAUAUAUAUAUGAUAAUAUAUAAAUAAUUACAUGGAGAGCUCAAAUAUUGUAAUCACUAAAUAGAUAUUUUUGUGUGUGAAAUUUAUAGAAUUCCAAAAGAAGAAUACUCCAUAAGAACAGUUAUAUGCAAACCACUAGAUAUGGUGAUCCCUUGUGUAUUGUCACCAGUAUGUACUCACAGACUGUGUAUUUUUGUAUUUAAAGGAAGUUUUUAUGUUUUUGAUUAAAAAAUCUGCCUUAAGCAAAAAUUGAAUACAUGGAGAUGAUUUUUUAAUGUUAAUAAAUAUAGCAAAAAAAUGAGGAAUAAUUGUGCAAAUUCUGGAAUGUGAUUCUGAAAUAUCAAGUGUGCAAUUGGAUUAAUUUUUAGCCCACCUGGCCCAAAGGUCAAGUGAGCUUAUGUGUUGGUACCAUGUCCAUCGUCUUGUCAACUUGUUAGAUAAACAUUAUGUUUCCCAAGUCAACUUGUUAGAUAAACAUUAUGUUUCCCAAAUGACUGAAAGGAUUUUGACUAGCUUUUGUUUGCAACAUAAAGCUCCUACAGUUUUUAUGCUUGCCAACUCUCCCUGCCUGACAGAUACAUAUUUUGUUGUUGUCAUGAUUUUAAAAAUAUAUAUAUACACCUUGUGUAGUCAAUCAGAAUGAGUAUCAUUAAUGUGGACAUGGUAUUCAUUUGUCAAAAAAGGUCUACAAUUGAUUAAUGUUGUUAUUCUGAAGAGUUAAAUUGAACUAUGAAAUCACCCAUGUAAAAUUCCGAAGAAGUUGAUAACCAUAGGAUUUAAGGUAGUUUACACACAUAUGCAUUUCUGUUUGAUAAAGUGUUCAUACUAGAUAUUAAGGCCACCGUCAGUUUAUGGUCGGGGCACGAGUGAAAAAUAUCAAAAUAUUAACCACACUCGUGAAAUAUAAUUGGUAUUACUGAAGACACUGUUAGAUAUUCUGUUUAUUACAUUUUUUAU
This is a messenger RNA of Pecten maximus, 4274 nucleotides long. RefSeq names its product protein cycle-like. NCBI's taxonomy places the organism in Eukaryota, Metazoa, Mollusca, Bivalvia, Pectinida, Pectinidae. Gene Ontology annotation, cellular component: nucleus; cytoplasm; aryl hydrocarbon receptor complex. Bases 427 to 2373 code for a protein of 648 amino acids. The record is from RefSeq and is a predicted model, not a curated record. Gene Ontology annotation, biological process: regulation of transcription by RNA polymerase II. Gene Ontology annotation, molecular function: RNA polymerase II cis-regulatory region sequence-specific DNA binding; DNA-binding transcription factor activity, RNA polymerase II-specific; protein dimerization activity. The transcript has 19 exons.